Molecule: messenger RNA, 2633 nt
Organism: Pseudoliparis swirei
Lineage: Eukaryota; Metazoa; Chordata; Actinopteri; Perciformes; Liparidae
Product: regulator of G-protein signaling 13-like
Exons: 5
Coding region: 1334-1879 (181 amino acids)
Source: RefSeq, a predicted model, not a curated record
UCUAGACUUCUAGAUUUCAGAUAAAAAAUAUUUCCUGAGCCAAAGAUAUCUUAUUUUACUGUACCAAUAAUGCAGAGAUGUAGGUUUUGUUUCUACAAGUUUCAGUCCUGUCUGAAAUAGAAACGCUGUGGCGGCUUAGUUGUAUCCCAAAUGAACACAGUGUCUCUGGUUUGGUUCCGGCGGGCGACUUGUGUUUCCUGUCUUCCCCUCUGUUUCCCCCACAUUUCCUGUAUGCAUCCAAUCUCAAGUAUCUAGCAAUGGCAAGCAGCUAUUUGUUGUGAACUGACGUCAUUCGCAAAAAGAGAAGCUUCUAAUGGACCUACAGUACUAAAUGCUACUCUGACAAAACAAGACAAUUUUAAAAGACAAGACCCAAAAUUCACACGAGGAAGAACUGCAUUUUGAAAUAAUGACAUGUACAAACUCAGGUGCUCGGGCCUUUCUGGAGCAACGAACAUGGAAAAUAAAUAUACUCUGUAUCAAUUAUCCUGUCAUUUCUAGACAGGGUCAGUCACCAGCUGAGAGAUUUCUGAAACCAAACAACACACUGAGUUUAAUAGCAUUGCACUGUGACGUUUCCUGGACAGGAUAGAGGUAAAUAUGUGCUAGGUUAUAGUGUAUCACUGUCAAAAAAGGAAAAGAGUCUUAAGUCACUGGUUCAGUAAUGUCCCUUAUCAAGCUUUAAGGGAAAGUUCACCACAACAUGAAACUGCUCACAACAAGGACUGUGGAGUAUCAUGCAAAGCUGGGUCACAAUCUCUUUUUUCAAAUGCAUUAAUUUGUGCUUUGAACACCACAAGCGGUCUGUAGAGACGCCUGCCUUCAGACAUCUCUACAGCCGAUAUCCUCCAAAAAAAUCUUCAGCUCACACUAAAACAAUCUAGAUUGAUAAAUAGCAGCACAAGUGGAAAAAUAUGUAUUUUAGAAUUAUUGUUUAAACUCCCCCUUUAAGUUAACAAAGUGAGCUGGUUAAAGGAACAGUUUGAAUUGUUUCCAAAGCCUGAAACAGUGGCAUUGGUUCUCGAGGCAGACUGGACUAAAGCAUUUGCCUAUCUGCUGCUGAAUGUUCCACUGCCCCAUUUGCAUGCAGGUCUACGUACAGUACACACGGACUGUAGUUGCAGUUUGCGUCGGUUUGCGUCACACCCAACUUCCUCUUUUUCUGUGGUUAGUUCAGCAUGAUGUUGUGACGCGUGUCACCAACCUCAUGUCAGACUUCUGCCGUAUAUAUAUUUAAGUUGACUCCAGUGGAUUCAUCGAACAGACACAGUCACAGAUCUCACAACUCUCGAAGAGCAUCCCAACGCGGUCACACAUAGAACGUAUUGUUGCAAUGCCGAGACUCGUUACAUCACCACCACGGGAGCUGCAGCAUCUCGACAUGGACAUUGGUUACAAAAAGAGGGCAGGAAACCUGAAGUCUCGGCUGAAGUGUAGAUCGUCUCAAGCCGCUAACACUGAGGGGCUUUGUUAUGAGGAGAUGUCCCAGUGGUCACACUCACUCGAGAGCCUUCUAUCAUCCAAAUAUGGCAUGAAGAUAUUCCAGGCCUUCUUGAAGUCAGAGUUCAGUGAUGAAAACAUUGAGUUUUGGCUGGUGUGUGAGGACUAUAAGAAGAUCAAGUCUUCCUUCAGGAUGUCCUCCAGGGCCAAAAAGAUCUUCAAGCGCUAUAUUCAAGCUGAGGCUCCGAGAGAAAUCAACAUUGAUCAAAAGACCAGAGAGCUGAGCUGGCGGAACAUGAAGACGCCCACCACCGUGUGCUUCGAGGAUGCCCAGAGGAUCGUCUACGGGCUAAUGGAGAGGGACUCUUACCCACGUUUCCUCAGGUCUGACAUCUAUCAGGCUCUACUGGACUCCACCUCAGAAUCAGUUAAGAUGUAAAGAAAACACAUCCCACAGACAUGCUCUUUGUAGAAGCUGUACUGUAAAGCUGAGCCCAAUGCAGGACUACCUGAGAGAAGCUGUGGGUUUGCUUGUCUUGGCUACACCGGUGGUGAGUCUUCAACAGAAGCCCCAAAACAUGUAUUGAACAGGCAUGCUUUCCUUCUGAGGUGGAGAAGACAUGCUUCGGGGUUGGCCAAUGCCUCAUAGGACUGUGUCAGAGAGGAGAAGAUAACUCUGUCGUGAAAAAAAGCUGAAGACGGUUUGUUCAGAACCAGCUGGUGUCAUGAAAAGAGACUGAUAGAGGCCAGAAAUGGUUACUGGCGUACAUUAUCAGAUCUUGUGAUCACCGCUGUAAAGAAAAGGUCUUCCCAAAUAUGCUGCAAUGAUGUCGUGAAAAUGCGAGGGACUUUCUGUACAAGAUGCCAGGAAGUUUACGUGGUGCAAACAACACCCUCCAGCCCAGAAACAAGUGCUUGAUUUAAAGAUUGCACACAUCUUAAGUUGUAUUGUUGUCUCACUAAAGCAAUAGAAAAGUAUGCUCUCAUGAUGUGUAUUUUUAUGGACAGUGUUUUGAAUUACAUUUGUUUUACAUUCUGACAACGAUACUGUCGCACACUGAAAUAACUGAUAUGUUACAAUUAUAAUAAUUUGUAAUAAGCUAUAUGUAUUUCACAGUUUGUGAGAAUGAUAAGAGAAUGAGGAGAGGUGAAUGUGUACAUAUUUGAUAAUAAACUAUAUAUUUGCUUUUAAA